AUGCCGGUAUACUCAUCUAAUGUUGGUGUAUGGUUAAGUCAUGACUCAUUGAAUGUUGGUGUAUGGUUGAGUCAUGACUCAUCUAAUGUUGGUGUAUGGUUGAGUCAUGACUCAUCUAAUGCUGGUAUAUGGUUAAGCCAUGACUCUUCAAAUGUUGGUGUAUGGUUGAGUCAAUUCUCAUCGAAUGUUGGUGUAUGGUUGAGUCAUGACUCAUUGAAUGUUGGUAUAUGGUUACGUCAUGACUCAUCUAAUGUUGGUAUAUGGUUACGUCAUGACUCAUCUAAUGUUGAUGUAUGGUUGAGUCAUGACUCAUAUAGUGUUGGCAUAUGGUUAUGUCAUGACUCAUUGAAUGCUGGUAUAUGGUUGAGUCAUGACUCAUCUAAUGUUGGUGUAUGGUUAAGUCAUGACUCAUUGAAUGUUGGUGUAUGGUUGAGUCAUGACUCAUCUAAUGUUGGUGUAUGGUUAAGUCAUGACUCAUUGAAUGUUGGUAUAUGGUUAGGUCAUGACUCAUCUAAUGUUGAUGUAUGGUUGAGUCAUGACUCAUAUAGUGUUGGCAUAUGGUUACGUCAUGACUCAUUGAAUGUUGGUGUAUGGUUGAGUCAUGACUCAUCUAAUGUUGGUGUAUGGUUGAGUCAUGACUCAUAUAGUGUUGGCAUAUGGUUGAGUCAUGACUCAUCUAAUGUUGGUGUAUGGUUGAGUCAUGACUCAUAUAGUGUUGGCAUAUGGUUACGUCAUGACUCAUCUAAUGUUGGUGUAUGGUUGAGUCAUGCCUCAUGUAAUAUUGGUGUACAUUUGAGUCAUGGCUCAUCGAAUGGUCAUGUUGCAUGUUGCCAAAUUGCUGUUUAA
Saccoglossus kowalevskii is the source of this 846-nucleotide messenger RNA. RefSeq names its product protein rtoA-like. Lineage: Eukaryota; Metazoa; Hemichordata; Enteropneusta; Harrimaniidae. The record is from RefSeq and is a predicted model, not a curated record.